UCGAAAAAUGGAAGACAUAGUUUCAGAUAUUGACAUUUUGCCCUAUCUAAAACAACUUGAGCAAGAAAACCAAGAAGAAGAACUAGAAGAUGAAGAAAUCAGAUACCACUACAUCGAAAUCUUGGACGCCCCGCGGGACUUACCACCUCCCGUGGAACUCACCCUCAAGGACCUCACCCACCUCGCCAAAGAGCUUGGCCUCAUAAAGCUCUGCUGGCCCGAAAUCGAGAACGUCGAAUUUGAAAACAGAGUGAAUUUUCCCGAAAGCUACUUAACCAACUCCAACAAAGAAAAGCUGCUGUUGCUUUACACGGAAAACUUCCGGAAGCAGUUCAGUUACAAGUAUCCUAACAGGAAGCAAUUAUUCCUAGCCAGCAACAACGAAUGCGGAAUGCAGAAAAUGGUUUGUAACACGGUUCGGCCCACAACUCUUCCUUAUCCGGAAAUUGAAAGCUGGAAGGACUGCGCGAAAUUCGUGGGCCAAGGGGUCAGGUUUGAGCCGUUUGAUAUUCCCACUUUAAUCCCGAACCGUUUCUACUCACCUCACACCAUCUUCAUCCGCAGAGCUGGCCAGUCACACGAAAUAGCCUGUGCGCUCUGCUCCCUGCUGAUUGGGCUUGGCUACGACGCAUACGUGGUUUUCGGUUAUGCCGUAAGAGAUGUCACCUUGCGAAUAAUGAGCCGCGUCGAUUCUCCAUACCCACCGGACGAGGAAAAGGACCAAGUACGUGACGAAGGUGAAGACAAUAAGAAAUACACCGUUAGACCCCCCAGAGAUCUGCGAAGUAAAUUUUUAUUGAUGAUGGAGCAGAAGGAGAUCGAUAAGAUCAAAGCCGAAGAGGAAAGGCAAGCCGAGCUGGAGAAACAAAGGGAGGAGGAGGAGGAGAAGCCGCCGUUUGACGAGCUGGAAGGGAUGCGGUUCCAUUUUUGGGUAAUGAUACGGACGGAAGGGAGGGCGAUUGAUGAAGUUACUUUCGUGGAACCUAGUACGGGGAUGCCGCAUCCUGUGAGCAGUCCGAUGUACAGCGGGAUUGAAAGUGUGUGGAACCACUUGAAUUACUGGAUAAAUAUGCAAGACUGCAAAGAAGGUCUAGGAUCGAUCGACUACAAUUUACACGACGUUACGAAAUGGGAACACCUUUUGAUUGGUGAACCUCUUCAUUGGCGGCAAACUGUCGAAAACUUGCAAAUGGACGACGAUGAAAUCGCUUUGGCCAAAUUAAUGGAAGAAAAACAUCUGGAUAUGCCUAUGCCUUGGAGCACCAAAAUUUACAUAACUCACAGCGUUCUUAAGCAGAAGUACCCUGAAGGUGUGAUGACCACGUGGUACAAAAGAACCCUGGUGGAGGAAUAUGCACCGUAUGUACAGUACGAUGGCAUGGUAGUCAAAAUAACAAGAUUUAAAGAUUUUGAUUGUACUAUACCCACACGGGUUGAGGAUUUAUACGAAAAUAGGCAAGACAAGCUGCGAAAGAUUGUUUUUGAUUAUAAUACUCAGUACAUUACUGAGUACUUUGGACCUGGGAGAGAGGACGCCGUUAUAGAGCACAGAUACCAUUCCAAAGAACCUGAAACGAAUCCAAGAAUAAUUAUAUUCAAUUCGAACGCCCGCCAUGAUGGUUUGGAAAGAAUCGAAGUCGAACGCGAACACAUGUUAGAAAAUUACGUCGACCGUGAAGACCUAUUCUAUUUCCGAGAAGUCAAUUACGCCCGCAAAGGUUACCCACCUCCAGGAUUCACUGAAAGCCACAGAAAACUAAUAAUAAAAGUGGUGGAAAAAUUCCACAGGAAUAAAGCCAUCCCGGCUCGCGAUGACGUGGCGACUCGAGAGUUUGCAAUCGUUGAGAGACAAAUCCACCUCCAGUACCAUUUUGGCGAAGGAAAAGUGACAGCAUCCACCAGGAAUUUUAUAAAACCGGCGAUAGCCGAAAUGGGGGACGAUGUUUUAUUUUCACCUGAUGUGACGUCGGGGUACGAGGCGGAAAUAGGGGCCAGACCUCGCAGACAACUGGAGUUGUUUCUUCUUUUUCAAAAGAUGUUGCAGGAAGAAGAAGUAUCCAUAUCGCGUAUUCGAGAAAUUGAAGACCAAAUUACUGAAUUUGUGGCACUCAGGGAUCACGAAACCGCUUUUCCUAAGUUGGACGUUUCGUUGUUCAAUAUUGAACAAAAUGAAGAUUACCGAUUAGGAAUGUUGGAGAAGGAAAGAGAGCAACAAGAACACAAAGAAAAAGAAAUUGAAGAUGCCGGGGUUGAAUAUUUGGCGCCAUAUCUAAGCAAACUGGGGAAUCCAGAGAGCCUCAGUCCACGGAGUGCUGCUAAAAUUCGGGAAGAAUGUCUGAACGACUUCAAACAAAUGUUACUAAACAGAGCUGUAGACAUACAAAAACAGUUUGAAUAUUGGACACAGUUUUUAAAGGACAAACAGCAAUGGUACAGUAUCAACCAGGAUACGAUUCAAGAAGACGACGAGAUAAAAUAUUUUCAAGAUGUUAACGAACUGACAUUUCUUUUGCAGUGCUAUGAAAUUCGUUUAGGGCGUCAUCGAGAUCUCUCUUCAUUGAGAUACGAAGCCGUCGUGCGUUACUUAAAUGCCCAACUCAAGCCACUUGUGGACGCAUACCAGGAAGAAGAAUGAAAACAAUAUAUUUAAAAAAAUUAAAGCUAUGUAUAAAUGAGAUCAUGUCACAGUGUGAACUGAAACAAAUAAAAAUUC
This is a messenger RNA of Zophobas morio, 2713 nucleotides long. Its product is annotated as dynein regulatory complex subunit 7. NCBI's taxonomy places the organism in Eukaryota, Metazoa, Arthropoda, Insecta, Coleoptera, Tenebrionidae. The record is from RefSeq and is a predicted model, not a curated record. Gene Ontology annotation, cellular component: motile cilium. Gene Ontology annotation, biological process: flagellated sperm motility. Bases 8 to 2635 code for a protein of 875 amino acids. The transcript is spliced from 13 exons.